AUGACUUCUCUACUUGCUGCGACAUUUGACUGUCCUAAUACUAGGAAGAAUAAACGCGAUUAUGCGGCGCUUAAUAAGUAUGGCCUUCUUGCAGAAGACAUACCACUUCCGCCUCCUCGAAAGAAGACGGCGGUCCGGUCCGCCCUUAAGUCGCUGACUCCUCCGAUUUCAACGCCUCCUACGGCUCCAAGCAAUAUUUCUACGAGUUUAUCGAACCUUGAUACGGACAUACGCCCUUCGCAAUCAAUAUCUCAGGUCGAAUGCUCGGUAGAGAGGGUCGAAAUCAAGCAGACAGAUGAGACUAGAUCGAAAGAGCGGAGCUGGGUUUGGAAAUACUACCUUACGACACCUGAAUCUGGUACAUGGAGAUUAGGAAAUAAGGAGCGGUCCGAGCUUAAACACCUGUGUAUUGUAUCGCCAUCCACCUGCCGAUUCUUUCGAUUUGCGUCGAAACUACGAUCUUCAACCACAGCGUUGAAACAACACCUGCAGCAUACCCACAAGCUCUUCCAGGACGGCCAUUCAGAGUGCCAAGGAUCGUUAAGCUCAUGGAUUUCCAAGGAAAAGAAGCUCCCAUUCGAAGAAGCUGUCUUAAAUUGGAUUGUAUCAACCUGCCAACCAUUUACAUGCGUCGAACAGCCUUCAUUCAAGGCUAUGUUGAGGUCUGCCGGAUUCCAGGACUCCGUACCAAGUGCGGAUACUGUGUCGCGCCGAUUAUGUCUUCGGCUUGAUGCUCUUGACAGUGAACUUCGAAUCUUGAUGUCUUCAGCAUCCUCCAUCGCGCUAUCUCUGGAUGGUUGGACAAGUCAGAAUUCAUUGCCAAUGCUGGCAAUUAAUGCCCACUGGAUGUCUUCUACUUUCCAGCAAUAUCGAGCUUGUAUUGAGUUCGUUGAAAUCGAAGGCAGCCACUCUGGGGAGAACCUUGCUAAUAUCGUUGCGACGGUUCUCGAGAGGUUUCAUAUAUCUGAUAAAGUUAUGACGAUUACAGCUGACAACGCGUCUAAUAACGAUACUUUACACCGAUAUCUUUACCAAAAGCUGUCUCGGCGGUACGAUGAGUACCUCGCCGAGACCAUUAUCCGAGAAGGGACGAUGAAAUUUACCCACAACUCCCAAAUUCGCUGCUUUGCUCACAUCUUGAACUUGGUUAUGAAAACCAUAUUGAGGUCUCUACGCGCUAGUUCACAUAAGGAAGCCUUCGAUCUCCUUGAUGAUGUUGCUAAAAGGAGCUGGAAGACGGUCAACGCUCCUACUUCGCCGAUCGCAAAGCUUCGACUAAUUGUCCUUUGGAUUGUGCGAUCCCCUCAGCGAAUACAGAAGUGGGAUAAUCGACCUGGCUGUACAAAAGCUAUCAACUACGAUGUUGAUACUCGUUGGAACUCUACCUUUGUUAUGAUUGUGAGAGCUGAAGAGUGUCGCCGGCAGCUCGAAGAUACGAUCAAUGAUGACCCAGAUAUUGAAGCCUUGCGUCUCACACCUAACGACUGGAGACAGCUCUCGGAUAUCAAGAAAGUUCUGGCUCCCUUCAACGAAUAUACCGAGUACGUCUCUCGAGAUAGCCCAUCAAUCCAUAUGGCAGCGCGUAUGUUUGCAGAGCUCCGCUCUAUACUCCUCGCUAUCAAAGAACGCCGAGGCGAGUGGCAGAAGGUCUCACCAGCAAUAACCGUUCCUGUGUCCGAUGGAAUUACCCUCCUGGAUAAGUAUCAUGACUGCGUCAAAGACAACGACAUAUACUAUAUCGCAAGUGUUCUGGAUCCGCGAAUUAAGACCAAGUGGCUCAAAACGUUACCAGAUGGAGAGAGGAUCGAUCAUUGGCCGAAUCCGGGCGUUUCUGGAGAAAGCGUAUUCCACCCCAAAACAGCCAAUAUUGACUACUACAAGCACCAAUUGGAAGAGCUUCGAAUAUCGAUUUCUGGAAGCCUUUCAGCCUACACAGGCUAA
This is a messenger RNA of Penicillium angulare, 1941 nucleotides long. RefSeq lists its product as uncharacterized. The coding region runs from base 1 to 1941 and encodes 646 amino acids. NCBI's taxonomy places the organism in Eukaryota, Fungi, Ascomycota, Eurotiomycetes, Eurotiales, Aspergillaceae. The record is from RefSeq and is a predicted model, not a curated record. The transcript has a single exon.